CCUGCGUCAACCUUGCGUCAUCGAGACGUCAUCCGAAACAUCAAACUUCUCAUCAACUUCAGAUCAUCGGGAUGUUAAUCUUCGGAUUCUUCCUAUUUCAUCGCAUAACCAAAAUUGAAGAGUAACAAAUAUCGGUCGCGAUCAUAAACAUGUCUUUCGUCAACAAGAGAGCCAGAGUGUUUAUGGACAGAGGAGACCUCAGACCGGUCAGGCGAAGGUCCGAAGCCAGACUGAAGACGUACCCCUCUGCAGUGGAUCUGAGGGCAUGGUGUGGCAGAGUGGAGGACAGGAGGCAGCAUAUUUUGGAGUUGAUUCAGCUCGAAACUGAGAGAUGUUUUGGCAAGUUUGUUCCUGUAGAUGUUAUAAUCAGUACUCUUAUGGCCGAUAAAAACACGAGUAUAAAAGAGCUCAAAAGAUGUUUAUCACAGCUGUGGAAUUUUUUGGGAGGUUGCAAGUUGAGAAACGAAGACAGACGAAAAUUGAUAGAACUAAAGAAACAAAUGACCAAGAUUUGUCUGGAUGGGGCCCAAUAUAUCGGAUCCGAUGCUCAACUUAGAUCGAUGGGAUACGACGAAGCUUAUCGUGAAGAUGUUAUAGAGGCUCGACCAGUAUCCCGAGGGGCUAAAUCCGUUCCCAGCAAAACCCAAUCAGUCACCAGCAAGACCAAAUCAGUCACCAGCCAGUCCCGAUCGAAGACUUCCCAGCCUAAACUUGAAGCUGAAUCGACCCGAAGAAAAAGUUCCAUAUCACAACCUCCACUAGAAGAGGAAUCCGACCAAAGAAAAAGUUCCACGUCACAACCUACACCAGAAGAGGAAUCUGAAAGAAGAAAGAGUUCCACGUCGCAACCUACACCAGAAGAGAAAUCCGACCGAAGGAAGAGUUCCACGUCACAACCUAUACCAGAAGAUGAAUCCGACCGAAGAAAGAGUUCGAUAUCCAGCGAGUGCCCAGCUAAAGAACGUCACUCUAGAGAACAAGCCGAGAUUGAAGCUCUAACCCGCGCAAUCCCAGGAUCUGAGGUUUCCAGCAGUUACUUUGUCAAAGCCAACGGACCUGUCAGAAUAAGCUCCAAAUUAAAAGGACUGAAAGGAGCACAGUCGCCAGUUGGUAGUAUCAAGGUAAAAGCUCAAACUAACAGCAGAAACAAAAGCACCUUCCCAAAGGUGAAGGAGGAACAACUAGAAGAAGAGCCUACCAGAUCCAGUCCAGCAGAGGACGAAAGUCCUGAUUGGAUAUCUGCCAAAAAAGAGAGUGACUUGGAGGCUCCUAGGAGAUCUGCAGAUGAAGGGCAGCCUGCUGAUGAUGAACAAAUAAACGGAGUCGAUAUAAAAACUGAACGUGAUGGGUCAGGUAAAACGCCAGUAGGCGAGGAAAAGUCGUCCGACGAUGAGGAAAAGGCCGAUAAUAUGCCAGAUGAGUUACAAAAACUACAGGAUCAGUUAGCGGCCAGAGAUGCUCUAUGUGAUGAACAGCAAAACAGCAUUAACAACUUGAGAAACGAACGAGACGAUCUCAAUAAAAGGAUACAAGAUUGUUUAGAAGAACUCGAUGCAUUGAAAAAAUUCAACAAUGUCGGCGACCUGGGAGUGCCGACAUCCUGCAAAGAAGAAAUAGAAGCUCUGGAACAAGAAAUGCUCAUAAUGCGCAGCGGAAAUCUGUCUCCAGAACAGGAAGCGGAAAUGAUAAAAAAAGAAGUCGAGAUGCUGAAAAGGUACUGCCUGAAAUUGAAAGCCAUCGAAGAAGAGAACGAGAUACUCAAAUCAACGAGAUCUCUUCCGUCCGGUGACAACGAACCAACAGCGGUAGCAAGAAUCGAGCAGCUGGAGAGGGAGAGAGACGAGUUGGCUCACAAACUGGAAAUUCUCGAACAAGAAGCCAAAGAGAAGAUGGAGGUUCCAGAAGAUUACGAAAUCUACAAGAAUCGAUCCGAUAUGCUGGACAAAGCCUUAGCGGAGAGGGAUGAAAUGCAGAAGAAAGUGGAUAAGAUGAAACAGUUGGAAAUGCAGCUCGAGGAGUUGAGAGAGAAAGCCGAAAGAACAGAUGAGCUGGAAAAAACGCUCAAGUACUACAACAAGAACGAUCGGAAUACUGACUACGAGUUGAAGAGGACCCAAUCCAAGUGCAUUUGUUUGGAAAAGGAACAACAAAAUUUGAGAUGCGAAAGAGAUUCAAUGUGCAAACGAAUCGAGGCGAUGAACAACGAGCUAGAGUCUCUGCGAUCCAAGGCCAAGGAAGCUGAGAUGCUGAAGCUGGAAAGGGACAGGCUGCAGAUCAAACUGAACGAGCUAUCCCACGUCCAGGUCCACAACGAAAACUUGAUGCUGAAGUGCAAGUGCUUGGAGAACGCCGUCUUGGAGAGGGACGCCUACAAGCUGAAGUACGAGGAGAUUUUGGGUAUGGAGUGCCAGUGCGAGAUGAUGAAGUUGCAGAUCGAGGAGUCCAGGAACAUGGCGAGGGAAAGGGACGCUUUGGUGAAGCAGGUUAUGGACUUGGAGUCGUGCAUCAGGGAGCAAGAGGAGGAGAUCAAGAGACUGGUUAACCAGAUCGAUAGCCUCGUGAGAAAUAAGGAUGAAACACAGUCGCGCAUGCGCGAGGCUUUGAGUAACAUGCGAGCCGAGGUCGAGAAAAAGGACCAGCUGAUCGCCGCUUCGGAAGAAAAACUGGCCGCCGUUCAGACGCAGCUGAAGAGUUCCAUCCAGGGCGUUUCGUGCGAGACGCUUUGCUACAAGACGCGCAUCGAGGAGCUGGAGAGGGAGCUGUGCAGCGCGAGAUGUCGUAUCGGGAAGCUCGAGAGGCAGCUCACGGAGAAGGAGGAGAUCUUGCGGGGAGCACGGAGGACGAACAAGUCCGAGUAUGAAACAGUGGGCGUCAUGAGGAGGGAGCUGGACGCAGCCAAGGCAGAGAAUAACAAGCUGCAGGAGAUCGCCAAGAAGAUGGUCACCUUGACGGGUGACGAACACGUCCAAAAAAUGCUGAGACAGUCUGAAUGCGCAGUUCGUAGAGUUGUGGAAGAGCUUGGCAAGCAGUACCGCGAGUGGGACAACAUGCGCAGUCGCCGCCAGAAGCAUCGGUCACUCCCGAGAGAGGCCUCGUACAAGGGGGCGCAGUUCGAUGACGGCUCGGACUUUGAGAGCACAGACGAAAAGCUGAAGGAGGAACUUCGAGACAUCCAGAGGGAGAAAGAGAAGCUGGAGAGUAUCGUGAAACAGAUCCAGAACUCGGAUGGGCCGCAGAAGGAGUUGGUGUCGAUCAAGAUGGAGAACGAGAGGUUGCAGGAUCAGCUGCGGAACGAGGUCGAGAGAAGGAGGGCUCUCGAGCAGAAACUUAAUAAAAUUCUGACUUAGUGUGA
Leptinotarsa decemlineata (Colorado potato beetle) is the source of this 3352-nucleotide messenger RNA. RefSeq lists its product as uncharacterized. The record is from RefSeq and is a predicted model, not a curated record. Lineage: Eukaryota; Metazoa; Arthropoda; Insecta; Coleoptera; Chrysomelidae.